AUGAAACUGGUCCAGGAGCCUCCAUUGGUCGCUACUAUCGAACGGCCACCGUCGUCCGAAGUACGGGGAGGGAUUGCUAGUAACGGUCGGACCACCAGGAAGAUUCCGGGUGUGAGACGCUCGAGGACAUGCAGGUCAGUCGAUGCCGGAGUUAGCGCUCGGGAAUUGAGUAUCGCUUCUAUGCGGUACAACGCCGUCGCGAGUUUCUCGUAGGUAAAGGUGUGCGCACCCACGAUCCGGACCGGCAAAUGCUUCGCGGGCCGUACUGCUGCUACCCACAGUUUACCGAAAUGCGGAGCGCUGGGCGGGUUAAAUGGGCCCCGUACAGGAUAACGCGGUGGCGGUGAUAACGGCCUGUGUCUUGGCGAUAUUCGCCGGUUGACGGAGCCGCCGGUCGGCACCGAUAAAGUUGGUCCCGCAGUCCGAGUAGACGUCGCGAUAUUCAAAUCGGUGUUCAAAAGAGGGGGUACCUAUUUGAAAAUCAAAUUACUUAUUUAAGGUAUAUGGAUUAGGGGUGAAUAAUUAAAAAUGUUAUUAAAAUAAAGCUUAAACGAUUCCAUAAUGAUUAGAAAAAACAGAAAUCAAAUUCACUUAAAAUCCUCAGAGAUAAUUGCUGGUUCAUGAUAAAAAUAAUCACCCCGUAUACAAUUUUAAAUUGUACGCAAUCCUUGUUAAUAUUAUUGAUCCCUGUUAUUUUUUUAAAAUAAAUGUAUACCCGCGGUAAGGCCGCUCACGGAUGGUAGGUAGCAAGGAACAUGAAAACCGACCUUUGGCGUCAGAUAUCAAGACUGUUGUUUAGUAGGAACAAAAACCGGACUAUCGUUAAAGAUAUGAAAGAUAUAUUGAACACUCUUAGAGUUUUUGAUUUAAAUGAGUUUGUAUACAUUCCAACAGAAAAGAGAACCAAAUUGAACAACAAAACUCGAAAAGGGAAAAUGAUUGGAUAUACACACAACGGGUACCUGACAAAAAAAGAAUAGUCACAGCCAGGGACAUUGUUUUUGAUGAACCAAUUGCAAUGAAUAACCAGACGACUCAGAAGAAGAUACGCAAGCAACAUCGACCAAUGAAGAACAGACAGAUGAACAAAUGGAAAACCCACAAUCAACAAGCAAGGACAGUCAGAAAGUCAGAAAAUAGACACACCACAAACAUAUGA
Molecule: messenger RNA, 1159 nt
Organism: Cinara cedri
Lineage: Eukaryota; Metazoa; Arthropoda; Insecta; Hemiptera; Aphididae
Source: the annotation of a GenBank genome assembly